Panicum hallii is the source of this 1269-nucleotide messenger RNA. RefSeq lists its product as uncharacterized. NCBI's taxonomy places the organism in Eukaryota, Viridiplantae, Streptophyta, Magnoliopsida, Poales, Poaceae. The coding region runs from base 275 to 1090 and encodes 271 amino acids. The record is from RefSeq and is a predicted model, not a curated record. The transcript is spliced from 3 exons.
UCCGACGUUGUCCUGGAUUGGUGAUCUUCCAAACUGGUUAAGGGAGGCUGCCAACAGGGAUUGUAAUGUUGUGAUGCAGUAAAGCUCUCUGAUUUGCCCUAAAAAAACUUUUUUUCCCAAAUCGACGCGCGAUCGCCUUCGUCGCCAAGUUUUCAAGAUGCGAAAAAACAAGGAAGGUUCCUGGCUUCAUCGGCCACUCGGUUGCUCGCUUGAUCAAGCUGUUCUGUAACUGCUCCGCGUACUUCCUGUGCUCACCGCUGCAGCGGCGUCGCCGAUGGCGUGCCCGAAGCCCACGGGGCUCCUCCUCGUCCUCGUGAUGGCCGCCGCAGGAUCAGGGGUCGCCCUGAAGCUGGAGCCCACCGGCACGAGCACACACUUCCUGCCUCUGCUCGACUGCGACCCGGCCGCGGCCGCGGCGGCGCCCUCCAGGAACGACAGCGCGUUCCGCGCCAACGUGCUGUCGCUCCUCGGCACGCUCCCCUCCGAGGCCGAGCCCACGGGCUCCGCCUCCACGCGGUCCGGCGGCGCCGGACGCGACCGCGCCUUCGCGCGCGGGGUCUGCUUCGGCUUCGGCGCGCCGGACGGCCCCUCCUCGCACGACGACUGCCGCUCGUGCCUGUCCGCCGCCGCCGAGGACGUGGCCGCAGGGUGCGGCGCCGCCAGCCGUCGCGCGGGCGCCUGGCGCGUCAGCUGCUUCCUGUCGUACGCGGACACCAACCGGCCCACGGCCCGCGAGGACGCGUUCCGCGGCUGGUUCUACGACGACAACGGCGACGCGCCGACCGCGGCGCUGGGGACCCAGUGCACGGCCAACCGCACCGCGGCGGAGUGCGCACGGUGCCUGAACGAGCCGGCGCAGGUGGUGCCGGCGCUGAAGAAGGGGGGGCGGCUCUCGAUGGUCCGCGGCGACGCAGUGGUGGUCGUCGGCUACGCCUGCUACCUGCGCGUCCCGCUGUCCCGUCCGACGCCGCGGUGGCAGCGAAACCUUUUCGGAGUCGUCGACGUCUUUGACGUGGUUGGGAUCGUGCUCAUUGAAGUAGGCGGGGUGCUGUUCUGCAUCAAGAUAGCCCGUGAGUUUGAUCCAGGAUGAGGCGGCGGUCCGGCAGUACAGUAGCCCCGGCAGCCCCGGAACCUAACUUCGGCAGCCUCGGCGGCGCGGCGAGUAGCGGCGGCGGGCCGCCGGUGGGCCUUCUACGACCGGUUGGAUCCCACACGCGCGCGUGACUCCUGACAUUAGCGGUGAUGGCGACAUCUGCCUUUCGAGUUUCG